Phytophthora infestans T30-4 is the source of this 525-nucleotide messenger RNA. RefSeq lists its product as uncharacterized. The transcript has a single exon. The coding region runs from base 1 to 525 and encodes 174 amino acids. The record is from RefSeq and is a predicted model, not a curated record. Lineage: Eukaryota; Oomycota; Peronosporomycetes; Peronosporales; Peronosporaceae. Gene Ontology annotation, molecular function: RNA-DNA hybrid ribonuclease activity; nucleic acid binding.
AUGCGAACGUUCCGCUCCCACUUAAUUCAUCGCUGCUUCACCAGGCCCCGUACGCUACCGCAGAGUAAGCCCGUCAACUCUUCCGCCGCUGUAUCGUCUAGAGUGGUCGCCUACGCGGACGGUGCGUCUCGCGGCAAUCCUGGCCGCAGUGGCUGCGGUGCCUUGCUGAUGGACCCCAUAACGGGUCGUGUGCUGGCCACAGAGACCAAGUAUGUGGGCGAUUUGGAGACCAACAACGCGGCCGAGUAUCACGGACUCAUGCUAGCACUACAACUAGCGCAGCAACACCAAGCUACCCAUGUGCAUGUGCACAUGGACUCGCAGCUUAUUGUACGGCAGAUGAUGGGUCAAUACCGAGUCAAGGCCGCCAACCUGCGGAAACUACAUCAGCAAUGUAAGGAGCUUAGUGCCGCGCUGCCUUACGUGACGUUCUCCCACGUGGCUCGAGAGGAAAACACUGAAGCUGAUCGACUAGCCAACGAAGCUAUUGACACGGUUGGCGCCAGGGUCCAGCUUGAUAAGUGA